Molecule: messenger RNA, 3430 nt
Organism: Solanum pennellii
Lineage: Eukaryota; Viridiplantae; Streptophyta; Magnoliopsida; Solanales; Solanaceae
Exons: 3
Coding region: 723-2960 (745 amino acids)
Source: RefSeq, a predicted model, not a curated record
UCAAACAUGUAAAGUCUAUCAUACGACAUCGUACUAAUCCUUCAAGAAAAUUGAAUAUCAAUAGAGAAAACUUUCACAUGUGAGGAAAAUUCUAUAAUGAUCAAGAAAACCAAAAACAGUCAUUAUUAGGGUACCCAAAUCAAGAAAAAACAGUUUUUUUCAUUGAUAAUAGGUUUUAAAUUUGAUGGGGUAUUGUUUUCUGGUCAGUUUGUUCUUGGGUUUUCUUGGAGAAAUCAAUUGGUCAUCUCUAAGGGGAUAAAGUUCAAAUCUUUUGUAAGUUGGUUCAAGGAAAAAGGUGGGAUCUUUACUUUGUUUACUAGUAAAAGUUACAAUUUUUGUGCAAGUUUAUACUUUGUUUAGUAGUAAAGUUGGAAUUUUUAUUAGUAUUUUGAGGUGAAAUUGGCUUGUGAGUUGUGAGGUUAGCUAUAUAUGGAGUUAAGGAGAUAAAGUUCAAAUCUUUUCCAAGUUUAUAGUGUUUACUAGUUAAGUUGAAACUAUUGUGCAAGUUUAUGCUUUGUUUGCUAGUAAAGUUGGAGGUUUUACCACUAUUUGGGGUGAAAAUGGAUUGUGAGUUGUGAAGGUAGAGGAUAAAGUUCAAAUCUUUUGCAAGUUUAUCAGGAUUCUUUUUGCUUUGUUUACUAGUAAAGUUACAGUUUUUGUGCAAGUUUAUACUUUGUUUACUGGUAAAGUUGGAACUUCUUAAUAGUAUUUUGGGGUGAAAAAUGUCUUGUGAAGGUAGGUAUAUGUGGAGUUUGAGUGGUAUUGUGGGAGCUUUUGUUGAUCUUGCUAUAGCAUAUUUCUUGCUUUGUGCAGCAACAGUAGCUUUUAUAGCAUCAAAGUUUCUUGAUUUUUUUGGUUUGAGAUUGCCAUGUCCUGGUGAUGGACUUCUUUUUGGUACUGUUCCAAAUCGGAAUUUAUGUUUUCAUAGACUCUUGGUUGAUUUCCCAGCUGAGAAAGUGUCGAAUGUCCAACUCUCCAUAAGAGCAAACUUUCCUUUUACUGAUACUAUUUUAGGGAAAGACCAGAAUUGUGAUUUGAAUUUGAGAUUAAUUGGUCAAGAAAAGGGGAAUAGUCCUCAUGGGUAUCUUGAAAUGGGUGAUGAGGCUUCAUGUAGUUCAGUAUCAGAUGCAAGAAAGUCGCAUAAUAUUGCUAUGAUUGAAUUAAGUCCAAGAAAUGAAUUUGGGCAAAAGGGGAAAGGAGUGAUGAAUCAGAGACAAAGAGGAGGGGUUCGUCGAAGAAGGCGUAAAACAGCUGUUGAUUAUGGGAGAUCUUCAUCAGUUUCAUCAUAUGAUCCGCAAUAUGAAGACUUCCCACUAGGUCCUCCAUCUCCUCCUAGUACUAAUAAAGAAGAUGGUGGCCACACUGCACUGGUUAUGAGAUUAGGCCAGAGAGACAGCUUUGAACUAACUGGAUCUUCUGAUGAAAUUGAGCACAUUGAAAAGAACGUCGCAUCCAUUGAAGAGCUGAGACAUAAUGGGGAACCAGUUUCCAGCUUCCAUGAGGAGAACAGAAUAAGACUCUUGGAACGAGCCUUAGAGCACGAACGAGAAGCUCGAGAUGCUCUUUGCAUUGAGCUGGAGAAGGAAAGAAAUGCUGCCGCGAGUGCUGCAGAUGAGGCUAUGGCCAUGAUCUUACGUCUACAAGAGGAGAAGGCAGCUAUUGAAAUGGACGCCCGGCAAUAUCAGAGAUUAAUUGAAGAGAAAUCUGCUUUUGAAGCAGAGGAAAUGAACAUUCUAAUGGAGAUCCUGAUGAGGACAGAGAGGGAGAAACACUUUUUGGAGAAGGAACUUGAAGUAUAUAGGCAGAUGACUUAUCUCGGAAAUGAAGAACCAACAGUUGAUAGUGGGAAUGUAGUGGAUGCACUAAGACGUCAUGUUGCUUCAUCUGAUCUUAAUGAGGAUCCACUUCUUAUGCUUCAUCAGAUUAGUGCUUCUUUCAACAAGAGGACUGUUGCAGAAAAUAAGAACUCCGAGGAGGUCAGUUCUCUUGAUAAACAAAACUAUAUUGCUUUGGCGGGAGAGGCACCGAUUCAAAGACAGAAUAAAGAUGUCAACUCCCAGAAGCAAGUUGACUUAACAGAGCAUCCUUGCAGUCAAGAAUAUCAGGAAAAAGAGAUGGUUUUUAUGGUUAACCACUCCGAUGUGGCACCACGGAAUGGGAAAAUACUGGACACAUCCUUGAAACCCUGUGAGACAGGUCUUUCGGAACAGAAACUUCCUGAUCAGGCCAUUCCCCUAGAAGGUGAAGUGCUAAAAGAAAAUCCAGAUAUGGAAACAAGUGACAGAGCUUGUAUUGAUGUUUCUAGAAAAGACAAGUGUUUGAAGUAUCAUGAGACAGUUGGAUAUCAGGGAUCAAAAUGUCCAUGUAAUUUGACCUCAGUCAAAGAACCUCGUGUUCACGAUGUUCAUGUCAUUGUCGACGGGUCCAACUUUUGCAAUGAUGUCAGUAAUGGUGAAUCUAGGAAAAGUGCAUUAGAAUUUUGUGGGAAAACUAGUCACCCUGUUGAAGCUUCUCCUACAGAAGAUGUUAUUAGAGAUCGUCCAAGUACUAGCACGUUGUAUACUCAAGUGGAUCUUAAAAUCAGUUCAGACACUACUGGUGGGCUUCCACCAGUGGGCUCACGUGGUAAACCUUUGCUGCGUGAUUCUCGGGGAAAUUCCGUAUGCUCAGUAGACAAUGAAAGGCUGAAAAUUGAAAUGGAAGUGGAGCGGCUUCGAGAGAGGUUAAAGAUUGUGCAAGAGGGAAGAGAGAAACUUGACUUGACUGCAGAGCAUAGAGAAAGAGAAAAGAUGCAGUUAAAGCUUUUGGAGGAUAUAGCACACCAACUUCAAGAGAUUCGGCAGCUUGGUGAACCUGAGAAGGCUGUACGACAGGCUUCCUUGCCCCUGCCAUUCUCUAAGGGCAUGUCAAAGAAAAGACGUUCUCGAAGUGUUUCUGUAGGAAUGCAGCAAAGCUCUUGAGGUAUGGUAAUUUGCAUGACGAUUACUAGAACUUGCUCAGAUCCGGGGAAGGCGGUCCAAAUAAUACUCCGUACUCCAUAUUAUUUUUCAAAGAGAUGUUGUGCAGCUCUUUGAGAAGUAGUUCUUCUUGGAACGGCCUCUCUAGAACAUGCAGCUGCUGGUAUUAAAGUGCAACUUUGGAGGACAAAUGGGGGUUAAUCCUCUACUAGGUAAGAAUAUGAAGAAAGAUUAUGACUAAGGCAGCACACAAUUUUUAUCGCUUUUCACGGCUGGUAACAACUUAUCACUCUGCUAUUUUGUUGAUCUAUAUGAAGUGUUCAAAUGUAAGAUCCCUGUUGUUUAAACCUCGGUUGUAUCUUCCAUCUUUUUGUCGAUCAUUAGAUGGUAAAGCACUGAAUCUUAGCUACUUGUACAAAAAUUACACAUUUUCUUUCUAAUAAUAAAUUAGUGGAUACUGGAUACAUUGUCUA